Molecule: messenger RNA, 4599 nt
Organism: Cottoperca gobio
Lineage: Eukaryota; Metazoa; Chordata; Actinopteri; Perciformes; Bovichtidae
Gene: gabra2b
Product: gamma-aminobutyric acid type A receptor subunit alpha2b
Exons: 10
Coding region: 354-1721 (455 amino acids)
Biological process (GO): chloride transport; monoatomic ion transmembrane transport; gamma-aminobutyric acid signaling pathway
Cellular component (GO): membrane
Molecular function (GO): extracellular ligand-gated monoatomic ion channel activity; GABA-A receptor activity
Source: RefSeq, a predicted model, not a curated record
AGGGGGAAGCUGAACAGGAUAAAGCCAGGAUCAGCUCCCACAACUGCUGAUUUUUAAUUUUUUUUUAAGAUUUCAUUUAAUUUCAUUCCAUCUCAUUGUUAUCAUUUUUUUUUCAAACAUUUUUAGGACACUAUGAAAGCCAGUGCAUUUCGGAUGCAUUCCUGCUGCUGCCUGGGACUAUGAUUUAUCAAUGCUCGCAGCUUUGUUCUCAUGACACACUUGCACUCAUUCAGUCGCAUCAAAACAGAAGAGAGUGGUGAUUUAACUUUCUUGCAUCUUCGACGAUUCCAGCUGCUGCAGGUACUUUCUGCACUUGAGUGGCUGCCCUGCUGUGUGUAGGUGUUGAAGCAGCCAUGUGGAGCAGAGAGAGCGCUCCUCUACUUCUCAUCUGCCUGCUGGCGCUCACAGCUCUCUGGAAAACCAGGUCAGUGAAUGCCGAUGCCACAUCUGAUGCCUUUAAAACCAACAUCACCCUGUUCACACGGAUCCUGGACAGUCUGCUGGAUGGAUAUGACAACCGUCUACGGCCAGGUCUUGGGGACAGGAUCACUGAGGUGAAGACAAACAUCUACGUCACCAGCUUCGGACCAGUUUCAGACACAGACAUGGAGUACACCAUAGACGUUUUCUUCCGGCAAAGCUGGAAGGAUGAGAGGUUGAAAUUUAAUGGACCAAUGAAUAUUCUUCCGCUUAACAACCUGAUGGCAAGUAAAAUCUGGACUCCGGACACCUUCUUCCACAACGGGAAAAAGUCCGUGGCUCAUAACAUGACCAUGCCUAAUAAACUGUUGAGGAUCAAAGAUGAUGGGACACUGCUGUACACCAUGAGGUUAACUGUGCAUGCAGAGUGCCCAAUGCAUCUGGAGGAUUUCCCCAUGGACUUUCAUUCCUGUCCACUAAAAUUUGGCAGCUAUGCCUACACAAUCUCAGAAGUGACUUAUGCUUGGACUCGAAAUGCCUCCGACUCUGUGGUGGUGGAAGGAGAAAGCUCCCGCCUGAACCAGUAUGACCUGCUCGGACAAACGGUCGGACAAGAAACUAUCACAUCGAGUACAGGUGAAUACAAGGUGAUGACGACUCAUUUCCAUCUGAAAAGGAAGAUUGGCUACUUUGUUAUCCAGACGUACCUCCCGUGCAUCAUGACAGUCAUUCUUUCCCAAGUGUCUUUCUGGUUGAAUAGAGAAUCAGUGCCGGCGAGGACUGUGUUUGGUGUAACCACUGUUCUCACGAUGACGACUCUGAGUAUAAGUGCGAGGAACUCCCUGCCCAAGGUUGCCUACGCCACUGCCAUGGACUGGUUCAUCGCUGUCUGCUACGCCUUCGUCUUCUCGGCUUUGAUCGAGUUUGCCACCGUCAAUUACUUCACAAAGCGCGGCUGGGCUUGGGAUGGAAAGAGUAUUGUGACUGACAAGAAAAAAGAGAGGGCAUCUGUCACCAAGAAGAAUAAUGCCUACGCUGUAGCAGUGGCCAACUACGCGCCGAACAUCGCCAAGGACUCCAGCACCCUACCAACUAUUGCCAAAGGUGGAGCUUUUGAUCCUAACAAGCCCAGAGCCGACGGCAAAGUCCCAGACAGCAAGAAGACAUUCAACAGCGUUAGCAAAAUCGACAGGAUGUCAAGGGUUCUGUUUCCGGUUCUCUUUAGCAGCUUCAACCUUGUCUACUGGGCCACCUACCUAAACAGAGAACCCAUUAUAGAGGACAUGGUCCCCUCUACUUAGAGGCCAGUUUUAAUGGGUUCUGGUCUGGGGUCUAAGAGACGAACCAAAUACCUCCAGCAACUGUGUACACAUACCUUUGCAGAGUGAAGUCCUGGAUUGCAGUGUGAUCCUCUAUCUCCGCCUGUUUUCUACACCGUCUGCAGCACUUUUGAAAAGCCCAGCUUUUGUAAAUGUGUAUGUAUAUUUAUAUUCAUGGUGACAUAUCGUGUGAUUACUUUGAUUAGAGUGCAUAUUUCCUUGAAAGUAUGUUUCCCGUUACAGUAUGUGGCCACUGUACAUACAAAUCAAAUGAAGAAUUAACACAUAAACAUGAACACAUACAUUUUAUUUAUUUCUAAAUGUGUUGAAUUUAGCUGGUAAUGCCCACUCUCUUGAUAUUACAGUAUAUCUUUUUUUAUUUUGAGUGAAAGGGACUGAUUUAUCACAUUUCUUAACUUUCUUUACCAUCUAAGAGUGGAAUGACUCUUUUUGUUUCUGUCCAAGCCAAUGCAAAAAGACACUUGUAUUGUUACAGUGUAAAAGUUUUUUUUUUUUCUGUGACUGCAGGUAUGGGGCUGCAAUCAAACGCUGACCUUCAGAAUUAUUGAAACACCCCAAGCCAAAAAGGUUGUAAAACAUAGAGAGGAAGCUGCAACAUUAGUGUGCUUGUACAUGUAAUACCGUUUAGUGCUGUUAACCUGAAGUUUGAAGUGGUAUAAUUUGGAAUUACAGGAAAACAUGAACGUGAAAAACGAAUGAGAAUACUUUACAUUGGGAAGGAAUCAGACAAACAAGAAACAUAAUUACAAAAGAUGCACACAGUGUGUGUGGAGGUAUAACAAUGUAAAACUCAAACAUUUAAGUCAUGAAUGCUUCAUAUAUUUACAUAAAGUCACUAUUGUUUUUAUUCAUGACAUAGAAAAAGCUGAUAUUCAGUCAAAAAAGUGUCAUUACUGGAUUGGACAAAGCUUUGAAUGAUGUGUUUAUACAGGACGUGUAUGCCGUCAAGUUUUGUUAGCGCGGGCAGAGUUUAAGAAAGAAAAUCUUUUUUUUAACUAAAAUAAUCAAAUAAACUAUAUAACUUAGAAGUCAGAAUUACCUGACUUAAUGAUAGAAGGAAAGUGAAUGAGGUGUACCUGUUAUGUAUCAGGGAUUUGAUAAGUCAACAGAAACAUCAUCAACUGAAAUUUAACAUGUAUGAAAAUGCAUUUAUCAAUUUAUAACCUCUAGAGAAAAAAGAUCGGAUCAAGUAUCGUUUGAUAAAGUUAUUUUGCCAACGUAUUAGUGAACAAAGUGCCUAUUUACGCAUCCAACAGACACAGAGCAACAUUAUCAUCACAUUGGACUUUUACACCUUACAAAUGUAAGUCCAGUAUUCACUCUCCUUUGAGCUAUGUUUUGGUCCCCACCAACUCCUGAGGCAAAUAUCUCGCACUUUAGAUGUUUGACUUUCUUCAUCAGCCAGCUAAGUUGCUAACUCUGUCCGUCUGGCAUUUGGUACAGGGCAGGUGGAGUGCAUCCAGGUUCGAAGCUUACAGUAAAUGUACAGCUUUAAAACCAAAACAAAGAGUAACAAGAGGCUAAAAAGCAACUUAAGAGCUGCUGAGCUCAUUAUGGGUAACCCCUCUCAACUCUUCGUACAUCGUACACAAAAUUAUAAAUACCAUAACCAAAAUAGAAAUAUAUUAAAUGGAAUAUAUUACAUAAGGUGCAAAUCAUUUACACAGAUUUUAAAAGUAUGAAGAAGAACAUGUUGCUGCACAAGCACACUAAUACGCUUUAUUCACAAGUAUUUCUUUUUAAAAUUAUUUUGCACAUUUUUAUUUUCUACUGUAUAUUUAUUUAGCAAAAUUAAAAUCCAAAUAAAUUCAAUUACUACUGUAUCAUUUGAAAGCACACAAACUCCUCACAUAAACAUAAUGUGAAAAUGUAUCUAAAUAUGUAUUUACAGCUUUUUAUUGGCUUACUGGUGGUGGAAGUAACUCUGGAGGACAGUGAGGAUUUGUUGGUGUAGACUAGAGCACCAUGGCAGUACUAAUCAGCAUGUCUGCCAUUAUUUAUAUCCAUUGUCUGGCUCUUCACAACACAUUUCAUGAUCCCACAAGCUAUUUUGAACUAAUUACAGAUAUGACAGGGAUAAAACUGCAAACACAGGACUGUUUUGUGCCAAUAUGAACUCCAAUGAAUCAUGUGUGGAUGAUAGUCACGUUCCUCUGCCAGCAAUUCAUUUGUGUAAUAGGCCUAAAGUGAGAGGAUACAGCCAGGAUUUGGGACUAAAUUCUUUUUUUUAAAUCAUGAAAUUGUCAUAGAUUUAUAGUUUCUUCUCAUAUGUAGUAGCAUUAGUAUGCAGAUUGAUUGUUGUUUACACACUUUGGACUAACUCAGAAGCCAUAUACAGUCAUCAUGUAAUCCAAUUCUAUCAGCAACAAAAUAACAGGGACAACCAAUGAUUGUACUUUAUGAGCAUAUGGCACUGUGGUAAAAAAAAUAAUAAGUAUUGUACAAACCUAUUUUGAAGAUAGGGUUGCUCAAUCACAUUCUCAGCUGGAUGCUGUAAAUCAAGAAGACAAAUCGUGUUCAGCCCCAUAUCAGCAGCCAUAGGCAGUAUGGUACUCUACUGUUAUUGUUUCCUCAUUCAAUGACAUGAUUUUGCUUCAAUCACUAUUUAACUUAAUUUGACUGUUGAAUCAAACUUUGCAUGAUGAAAAAAUCUAGCCCUUUUAUUUAUUCUUUUUGUUUUUGUUUUUACAAAUUAUGUUAGAUAGAAAUUUAUUUUAUUUAAAAUUCUCUCCAACAUCCUGAUAGAAUCUUAAACAUUCCAGAUAAAUGAUUGUUCACGAGGUGUAUGCUUGAUUUAGUGCACAGUUUCUAAUAAAACACAUAUCAUUUCAAUUCUUUA